Molecule: messenger RNA, 1895 nt
Organism: Corylus avellana
Lineage: Eukaryota; Viridiplantae; Streptophyta; Magnoliopsida; Fagales; Betulaceae
Biological process (GO): regulation of DNA-templated transcription
Cellular component (GO): nucleus
Molecular function (GO): DNA-binding transcription factor activity, RNA polymerase II-specific; RNA polymerase II cis-regulatory region sequence-specific DNA binding
Source: RefSeq, a predicted model, not a curated record
AGCGUGACCUCAUUUUCUUUCUCCAUUGAGACCAAGUAAACAGAGAAAGAAGAGAGAGUGAGGGAGUGAGAGAGACAGAGAGUGAGAGAAUCGUGUGCAUUCUUCUCUUCUUUUUUUGUUAUUGCUUUCCCUUUCAACAGUGGAUCCUAUUCUAUUUUCUCUUCCCCUUCUUUAAAAUUAACGUCCUCGUCUCUUCUGAUUCUACGCAGCCCCCACUUGCUGAGCCUUUUCGUUUUUUCUCUUCUGCCAAACAAAACCCAAUCAGUCAAUAACAGAGAGGGAAUAGAAAAAAAAAAUAAAAAAAUGCAAUUCAUCCUCCUUCCUUUCCUUUUUCUCACACUCUAACAAGAAAAAUCCCCCCACCUUUUUCUGGUUCUAGACGCUCUGCUUCAUUUUCUCUGAUUUUCUUUUCUGGGUUUAUCUGUUAUUUCACCGGCAAUGAGUCUACAACACCCAAGGAGUGAUCGUAACGUUUUCAAUGGGUAUCAAUAUAUUAACUUUAUGCCUCCUCCUCCUACCUCUCAACUUUCCCACUCUAACAACACUUUAGGAGAGAGAGUUUCUAGGACUUGUGAAAUGGAGUUUCAGAUUUUGAGCCUCCCACUAGAGAAUACCAAGAAACCCAAUGGUUUUCAGCCAUUAGAAAGCGUAGGAACAGAAAGAGCCGGUGAUUGGAGUGAAGGGUAUUUUGGGGUUGUUGAGAGAAAAGGGGUGCCUUUGAAAUUUGGUGAGGAAGAGGAAAGCAACAGCUCUGCUGCUGGGAAAAAUGGGCACAGCAAGCUUUGUGCCAGAGGCCAUUGGAGGCCUGCUGAAGAUGCCAAGCUCAAAGAGCUUGUAACCCAAUAUGGUCCUCAAAACUGGAACUUGAUUGCCGAGAAUCUUGAAGGAAGAUCAGGGAAAAGUUGCAGAUUAAGGUGGUUUAAUCAGCUAGAUCCAAGAAUCAACAGGAGGGCUUUCAGUGAGGAAGAAGAGGAAAGGCUCUUAGGUGCACAUAGGCUGUAUGGUAACAAAUGGGCCAUGAUUGCAAGGCUCUUCCCUGGCAGAACUGACAAUGCAGUGAAGAACCAUUGGCAUGUGAUCAUGGCUAGGAAACACAGAGAACAGUCUAGUGUUUACAGGAGGAGAAAGUCCUCUUCUUCUCAGAUGAUCCUUGCCAAGGGCUUUGACAUCACUUUCCAAAACAAUGCUUGCAGUACUGAUUCAACCUUCUCAAACACCAUUGAUGAAUCUGCUUCAACCUGCACUGAUCUCUCCCUCACUCCCUCUUCAAACAAAGCCUCCCUCAGUUUUUUCACCAACUUCGGUCAAGUUCAGCGGCAUCGACAACAACAACAAUCCUAUGGAUCACAGUUGGAUUCUUCUGGAGAUAAGGUGGUGGUGAAGAUGGGAGAUGGGGAUUUUGACAAGUUCUACAGCACUGGGAGUGGGUUCUGCAAACGUGGGCCUACAACAACAGUGGGUGGUGCGGAUCAAUCUGGUCACUCAGAUUCAAACUCAGAAGUCUCUGCAGCCGAGUCAGUUGGCACCAAUAAGACAGAUAUCUCAGUGUCAGGGGAAAAUGAAAAAAUGAGGCAAAGAAUCAACAUGCCCUUCAUUGAUUUCCUUGGAGUGAGGGCUUCAUGAAAAGAGAUGGUGGGUUUUGGCUUAAGCGCAUGGAGAGGCAGAAAACAGAGGAAAAUGGCAAAAGAGUUUGUCUGAUUCAAACAAACAAAAGUGAGCAUGCGGGAGUUACAUCAACAAUCAAUGUACAGUUUAGUUCCAGAUAAAGGAAAAAAAAAUAUAUAGGAGGGAGAGAGGGAGAGAGAGAAAGAGAGAGUUUUGAGGUUUCAAAAUAAUUAGUAAACUAUGUUUUGGAGUUAUUCUCAGCAUUUAGAAUUACAAGGGGGUUCCUCUUU